Porites lobata is the source of this 1560-nucleotide messenger RNA. The record is from the annotation of a GenBank genome assembly. Lineage: Eukaryota; Metazoa; Cnidaria; Anthozoa; Scleractinia; Poritidae.
AUGAAGUACAAUAACAGUGCAUUGCAAAUUCUACAUGUUCGUAAAGAUGACUCUGACGUUUACUUCUGUUCAGCAUCAAACCUGUUAGGACGCGUUGAAAAGAAAACUCUCUUAGUUGUUGGGUCGCUUCCUCGUUUUAUUGUUAAGCCACCUGCAAAAGUUAUUGUGUUGUUAAGAGGAACUUUGAGGAUAAACUGUAGAGUUUCUGGGGAUCCAAAACCAGUCAUCAGGUGGAAGAAACAAGGAGGUCAACUGCCAGUUGGGCGGAGCCAGCAGAUUAAUGGCUCGCUAGUGAUUAGAGACAUAACAAUGAACGAUAAAGGAAAUUACAUCUGUGUCGCAACAAGUGCAGGGGUGUUAAAGGCGGAAGCUGUAACUUAUACUGAGGUUCAGAAAGGUAUUUCAACUUGGAUACACUUUGAAAUUGAGUAUAUUAGACUAUUAUUAAAUAUUCAAAAAGAAGAAACCAAACCAUAUAAAGACAGUUUAAUUACCCCAAGUUUAUGUCAAAAUCCUAGAAACACAGUAGAUAUACUAAAAAUCGUCAAACAACAACAAAAAUAACAUAAACAGAAAAUUAUAUUAGGAUUAAGGUGAGAGAUUUUAGAAUAAAGGAAAAUCUAAUCGAAGCGGCAAUAAUUCGUUUAACUACCUGCCGCAGAAAGGAUUAAGAAUAAAUAAAAGUGAAUGAUAUCAUACAGGAUCCCCUGACUAUAGGCUCCUGUAUUAUAUGAUAUUAUAAGGGACUCGUUUUUUAAAAAGGUGGCCCGAACCUAUUUAUGUGCGCGUUGGUUAUGUUUUAGCCUGCGAACGGCAGACGUUUCUCCUCGCUCAUCGCCGCUGAGGGACGUUUGACUAGGAGUUCCUCCUCGCGAAACGUUCCUCAGCGGCGAUGAGCGAGGAGAAACGUCUGCCGUUCGCAGGCUAGUUGUGUUUUUGAAUCGGGUUUUCGGCAGGAAUGAUUUCACCGAUUUCCAUGAUUUUUGGCAUCCUUCAUAACUUUAAAAAAAUGUUAUUUAUUCUUUUGUGGGUGUAAAAACGUUUGAGAUAUCGGCAUAUGUUUUAAACCGCAUUUUUACAAAAAAAAUGUCAAUAAUUUCAAAACGAUAGGUUAAGAAAGGCGGGAAAACUAAACCUAACACGUAAAAAUGCAAAUAAAAGAAGUCGGGCCCUAGCUAAAUUUUGAAAAUGGAAAAAAUUUGAAAUACACAAGAAAGAGUUUAAUGAACAGAUGAUAUUGCUUUUUUGAAUGGUCGGUUCACAGCAAUGCCAUGGUAUUCCCGAUUUUAUCUACCUACAUGCUGCGACAUAGAAAUUUGAUUGAAAACUUUUUGUGUAUAGCGCUUGAUUGCUAAAAAGUUAAAAUACUUUCACCCUUCUUUAGAUGCUCUCAGCUCAUCCAGCAUUCUUGACAGCCAUGGCAGCAAGUACUCUGACCAGUUGAAUUCAUAUUUAGACCCAGUCCUUCAGAGUCCAGGUCGCAGCAGGUUUGUGAGGUGUUGGCACGCUAAGACAAAUGGUUGGGCGGCAUCAACAUUCCACAGUAACUGUGAUGGAUAG